GCUGAAGCGUGUUGGACGUUUGAGUGUCAGUAGGAAGUUCACGCGACUAGCAGGACACAUGCGUUUUUAAAAAAUAACAGCUAACAACCUAACAUGUAGCUAGCUGCCGUGCUAAUUUAACUCGUUUAAAAUGGCGGAAACGUCGACUGCAGCGCGGAGAGGGUUUCUGGAGAUCAGCCCGGGGAGGAGAGAUGAAGCCAACAAGGAGAACAACGUCCCGGUUCUGAGUCUGAUCCAGUUUUCCAAAGCCCCCUUCGUGUCGUUCGGGUCUUUGAAGCUAGGAACCUCCAGGUCGGCGGUUCUGCGGCUCGAGAACCCGGCAGAGGACGCGGAGGCCGAGGUCAGUGUGGAGAAGAUCCCGUCGGGCAAAGGCUUCUCCGUGGACCACAGCACCUUCACCAUCCAGCCUGAGUCCUCGUUCAGUUUGACAAUAACCUGGACUCCAGCAGAGGAAGGUGGGAUCAGAGAGCUCAUCGUCUUCAACGCCAAUGGGGUCCUCAAGCACCAGGCUGUGAUGCUGGGGAGAGCGGAGGCCCCGAAAAAGAAAAAGAAAAGCUUAUGGGACACAAUCAAAAACAAAAAGGAGGGUGGAAAAGUUGCUGCCCCUCGAAGAAAGGGAGCGGAGCCCCCGCUGAAGAUGUCGGCCAACAAAACCUUCCAAGUGUCCCGAGAGCCGCAGUAUAAACGGGACAAGCCACGCAGCCCCCUCGCUGCACUCAACGAGGGCAAAGCCGUGCGAGAGAGGUCGCUCACGAAGCAAAGUCCCGUCGACGAUCAUCGCUCUCGGACUUCGGAGGAGCUGAAGGUUUCAAACCCCAAACUGAGGCCACAGUCUCUGGCCUCGUCGGGCCAGGAGAACAUCCAUCACAUCCACAGGAGCUCUCCCGUCGUCCUGCUCGUCCCAGCCGCAAAGCUGAUGGACAUGUCCGCCAGCCUGGACACCUGGGGGGUCAAACCUGAAAACAAAGAUCUUACCAAAAUACUGAACCAGACAGUUUCACCUAUUGGGACACCAGAGAGGUUUAAGAAACUCAUGCCUCGUAUUCAGACAGGAAGCCCUCUUUCUGCCACAGGACAGUAUGAUGAUGGUACCAGCGAGUUAACUGGAACCCCAGCUCUGUCUCUGACAGAUGCACUGGCCCUCAUUGACUCUGAUCUGAGCUACACUAUCACCAGUCCUCAAGGCAAUAGUUCUAGCUGUGUCCUGUCAGAUUCACUGGAAUCCAAGAGUGGGAGUGACGGCCGAGGACCUGACAGGAAUCUCCUCAAAGUGUUACCGGACAGCCCCGAGGUGGCACAGUCAAAUGAGCCGAGACUGACUUUCUUUGUCAGCAACAAGGUCGUGGUGGAUGAAGCUGUGGCCUCAGAGGCUGCAGAGGACAAAGACAUGGUGAAGAAGGCGUCUUUUACUUCUGCCACAGUGAUCAAGAGCAAAGCACCGGUGGAGGAGAACAGUCUCAGUGGAAGGAAAAUCAAGAAGUCGAGGCGACGGCUCCUGGAGCUGUCUGACAGCAGCAGUCAGUGUGAUUCGGGGACAAGUUCCCCUCAACUUCCUGUUAUAGAUCCCGGCACAGGAAGUACAGGAAGCAGCCGCCUGUGUGACGACACGCAUCAAUCGGCAGAGUUCACCUCUUCCAGCCCGACUCCAGGUGUCUAUGGCCCGACCACACCCAUCACCUUCCCCAUCACAUCCCCUCCAUCCAUGGCUCCCACUCGCUUCUCCUUCUCACUCACCUCCCCACUUCCUCCUGCAGCCCCCGCUUCCAUUUCUUUCACUCUCACCUCUGCGUCACCCACAGCCUCGUCUUCUCCUCUUCGCCACAACCUCUCAUCAAACCUUAACGUGUAUGAGCAGCGUCCAGCUGCCUUUGCGCCCUUGUCCACCCUGGAAGACGCGUUUCCCAUUCACAUGGCAGUGAAGAGCAAGAAGAGGAAGAGUGAGGAGUAUCUGAGAAAUGAUACGAAGGUGGAGGAGGCGGUGAAAACUAACCGGGUCAAGAGGAGCAGAUGGGUGGCAGCAAAAACCGAGUCUUCAAGAUCGGUGCAGGAGAGAAGUGCGUUACAGCGGAGAACAGCAGGUUCAGUUCGCUCAACAACUGCAUCGUCUCUAAAGAGCACUCGGCCUGUGGUUCCUGCCGAGGCCCAGCGACCGAGCUCCAAACACACCCCACGAGUUGCACCAUCUCUAAAAUGUGCUUCAUCUGUGAGGGCGGCAAAAGUGGUUGCUGUCGCGCAGUCAAAGCUGAACUUCAUUAAGCCGCUGCACACAGCCAUACCGAGGCACCCGAUGCCGUUUGCUGCCAAGAACAUGUUCUUUGACGAGAGGUGGCUUGAGAAGCAGGAGACAGGAUUCACCUGGUGGAUCAACUACGUCCUCACCCCUGACGACUUUAAAGUCAACACUGAAGUUGCUAAAGUGAGCGCUGUGUCCCUGGCCAUGGGCAACGACGACAACUUCAGUGUGCCCAAAGCUCCCACCAAGGAGGAGAUGUCUUUCAGCACCUACACGGCCCGACGGAAGCUGAACCGCCUGCGUCGCUCCGCCUGCCAGCUGUUCACAUCCGACGCCAUGGUGAAGGCCAUUCAGAGGCUGGAGGUGGAGGUGGAGGCCAAGCGGCUGCUCGUCCGAAAAGAUCGCCAUCUUUGGAAGGACGUCGGUGAACGCAAAAAAGUGCUCAACUGGCUUCUUUCGUACAAUCCGCUGUGGUUGCGGAUCGGGCUUGAGACGAUCUUCGGGGAGCUGAUCUCGCUGGAGAGCAACAGCGACGCCCUGGGUCUGGCCAUGUUCGUCCUCCAGCGGCUGCUCUGGAAUCCAGACAUCGCUGCACAGUUCAGACAUGCCAAAGUGCCUAACCUCUACAAAGACGGCCACGAGGAGGCGCUGUCUCGCUUUACGCUGAAGAAGCUGCUCCUGCUGGUUUGUUUCCUGGACAAGGCCAAAGAGUCUCGGCUGAUCGAGCACGACCCCUGUCUGUUCUGUGUGGACGCAGAGUUCAAGGCGAGUAAGGACCUCCUCCUGGCGUUCUCCAGAGACUUCCUGAGCGGAGAGGGAAUUCUCCCCCGGCACCUCGGCUACCUUGGGUUGCCCGUCUCCCACGUUCAGAAGCCGCUGGAUGAGUUCAACUAUUCCGUGAAGAAUCUGUCGGUGGACUUGAAAUGUGGCAUCCGUCUAGUACGUGUGAUGGAGCUGCUCGUCCAGGACUGGAGUCUGUCGGCGAAGCUCCGCCUGCCGGCCAUCAGCCGCCUGCAGAAGGUCCACAACGUGGACGUCGCUCUGCAAGUGCUCAAAAGCAAAAACGUCGACCUCAAGGACGAACUUGGAUCCAUCAUUGACUCCAGAGACGUGGUUGAUGGACACCGAGAGAAGACACUGGGCCUCCUGUGGAAGAUCAUCUUUGCAUUUCAUGUGGAGGUGAUUUUGGACGAGGAGCAGCUGAGAGACGAGAUCGGCUUCCUGCGGAGAACGCUGAGGACCCAACGGAGGCUGCGGUCUCUGAGGGCCGAUCGGGGCCUUCAGCCGACUCCCGCGAAGACGAGGCUGCCGUACGAGAACAGCAGCGCCAAGAUUACCCUGCUGAUGGACUGGACCCGCGCCGUCUGUGACUUCUACGGUCUGAAGGUGGAGAACUUCAGUGUGGCGUUCUCGGACGGCCGCGUCCUCUGCCACCUCAUCCACCACUAUCACCCCGGCCUGCUGCCAGAGGAGGCUGUCAGUCACGGCACCACACAGACCGUGGAGUGCUCGCCGAGGGGCCGCCUGGAGCUCAGCUGCUCAGCCAGCGACUCCGACAGCUCCUUUGACUCGCCGCCGACGGGCCUGAACGGCCCAGAUUCUCCAUCAGUGGAAUUUAAAGAGCUGCUGGAAAAUGAGAAGAACAACUUCAGACUGGUCAACACCGCCGUGGCUUUCCUGGGCGGCGUCCCCGCCAUGAUCAACCCGGCGGACAUGUCCAACACCAUCCCCAACGAGAAGGUGGUGAUGUCUUACCUGACCUUCUUAUGCGCUCGUCUGCUCGACCUGCGGAACGAAACCAGAGCCGCUCGGGUCAUACAGGGCGCCUGGAGGAACUACAGGCUGAAGAAGGAUCUGCAGCUCUACAAGGAAAGAAACAUGGCAGCUGAGAAGAUCCAGUUGCUUGUGAGGACUUUUCUCCAGAAGCGCAGAGUUGUGAGGCAGAAUCGAGCCGCCGUCGUCAUCCAGUCCGUCUGGAGGGGUUACGCAGCCCGCAACAGGCUGAGGCUGCAGAGAGAGGCUCAGGUCCGGGCUCUGCAGUGCGAAGCAGCAACUGUCAUCCAGGCUCAGUGGAGGAUGUUUUCAGCUAUGAGGACUUACCAUCGCCUCAGAUACUACACCAUUGUUGUCCAGGCACAAUGGCGAAUGAGGAGGGCGGCCGAUGCUUAUGGAAGAAUCUACUGGGCGGCAACCGUCCUUCAGAAGCACUCUCGAGCGACGGCUCUCGCACGCAGGGAUCGGGAAAGUUAUCUCUCCCUGAGAACUGCAGCAGUGACAUUACAGAGAGUGUACAGGAGAUGGAAGGCCCAGAAAACAGAGAAGGAAAACAGAGCCGCCAAUGUGAUACAAGCUGUGUUUAAGAAAUGGUACAAUGAGAAAAUGGCCAAAAGAACGACUGCUGCUGUGAGGAUUCAGUCGUGUUACAGAAUGCAGAGGUGUCUCCAUCAAUACAGAGAGAUCAAAAGAAGCACUAUACUCAUUCAAGCCCAGUACAGAGGUCAUGCACAGAGGCGCCGCUUUAACAUGUUGAAACUACAGCACGGCGCGGCUAUCACCAUCCAAAGCGCCUUCAGGGGGCACGCCGUCAGAAAACAGGUGGAAAAGAUGAGAUGCGCUGCAGUCGUUAUUCAGUGUUGGUUCAGGGCCACUGUGCAGAGAGACGUGCAGAGACACAUGUUUGUGAGGAUGAGAUGUGCUGCUGUUACCAUACAGGCAGCUUAUCGUGGAAGAGUGGCUCGGGAGUCUGUGAAAAAACAGCAGAAGGCAGCAGCGGUAAUCCAGACAGCUUUUCGGAGGUACGCCGCCCAAAGGCGCUACCUCGCCCUGAGAAAAGCCGCCGCUGUGAUACAGCAGAAAUACAGAGCUGCAGUUUUGGCCCGUGAGACAAUGAAAGAUUUCAAGGCUCUGAAGAACGCGGCACUCGUUGUACAAGCUCACUGGAGAGGCAGAGCCGACAGGAAGAGGAUAGAGAAACGUCACAAGUGUGCAGCUGUGGUACAGGCUUAUUACCGUCGACACAAAGCUCGAGCAGAGUACAGGUCAAAGAAAGCAGCUGCUGUCAUCAUUCAGCGUCACUACAGAGCUUAUGUGGCUGGAAAGGAGAUGAGGAAGUCGUACCUUUGCACGCAAGCAGCCUGUGUCACUCUUCAAGCUGCAUUCAGAGGCGUGAGAGUCAGGACGCAGCUUAAGAAACAGCACCAGGCAGCGACUGUCAUCCAGGCUUCAGUUAGGAUGUUUAUAUGUAGGAAAAGAUAUGUUCUCCUUCAGAGUGCAUCAAUUAUCAUUCAGAGUCGAUACAGAGCUCUAAUGCUCGGCAGGACAGAGCGAAACGAGUACAGGCAGCUGAAGCAGGCCGCCGUAAAGAUUCAAGCUGUCUACCGGGGAUUUAGAGUCAGAGGAGAACUAAAGAAGAGGCACCACGCUGCCAGAGCAAUUCAAGCUCAGUUCAGGAUGUGCAGAAUGCGUAUGGCUUACCUUGCCGCAAAGUGCGCUGCCUUCAUUAUUCAGGAGCGCUACAGAGCCAAAAGGCUCCGGGACAGAGAGUUCCACAUGUACAGAUCAAUGAAAUCUGCGGCUGUAGUCAUACAGGCGACGUAUCGUGGUCAUGUGGCCAGGAGCCAGGUUGCCAAGAUGCACCGAGCUGCUACAGUCAUUCAAAGGAAGUUCCUCGCAGUUCGAGAUAGAAAUAGGUUUCAGGCGAUUAAGACGGCAGCUCUGGUUUGUCAGCAGAGGUACAGAGCAGCGACCCGGGCAAGAACAGACCGUCUGGACUAUCUGUCAAAACGCAGGGCAGCCAUUUGUCUACAGGCGGCCUACAGGGGAUAUGAGGUCAGAAAGCAGCUGCGUAUCCAGCACAAAGCAGCCGUGACAAUUCAGUCUCACUUCCGACAGUACCAGCAGAGACGCUGCUACAGGAGGCUACGCUGGGCUGCCAGUGUACUGCAAGCACGUCACAGAGCCAAUAGAGACAUGAGGCAGGAGAUGCACAACCUGUGUGCCAAGAGAAACGCCGCCCUUCUCUUACAAGCUGCUUUCAGAGGAAUGAAAUGCAGACGAGUCAUCAAACAAAGUCACUGUGCUGCCAGUGCUAUCCAGAGAGCUUACAGAGCCCACUGUGAACACAGGAAGUAUCUUACCUUCAAAUCCUCUGUGCUCGCCGUACAGCGAAGGUAUCGAGCAACUGCAGCAGCCAAAGAACAAAUGCAAAAAUAUAUAAAAAUGCGCAGAGCCGCUGUUGUCCUGCAGGCAGCCUACAGAGGUCAGAAGGUCAGACAGGAAGUUGCUCGCCGGCAUCAGGCCGCCACAGUCAUUCAGUCUGUGUUCAGAAAACACAGGGAGGAAGUCAAAUACCAGGCCAUGAGACUGUCCGCCAUCAUCAUCCAGAGACACUACCGCUCCCUUGUUCUUCAGAGGAGAGACACAGAACGCUUCCUGCAAGUGAGACGUUCUGCUGUUGUUCUUCAGGCAGCUUUCAGAGGUCAUCGUGUGCGACGCAGCAUCUCCAAGAUGCACAGGGCAGCAACUCUCAUUCAAACAAACUUCAGGAGACACAAACAGCAGUCAGCCUUCAGGAGACAACGCUGGGCAGCUUGUGUCUUGCAGCAGAGGUUCAGAGCUCAGAGACAGAAAGACCUGGACGUCAAACAUUAUCAUGAGGUCAGAGAAGCUGUCUUCGUUUUACAGGCUGCAUAUCGAGGAAUGAAAUUGAGGAGGAACAUCAAACAAAGACAUUGUUCUGCCAGUGUUAUCCAGAGAGCUUACAGAGCCCACUGUCAACACAGGAAGUAUCUUACCUUAAAAUCCUCUGUGCUCGCUGUUCAGCGAAGGUAUCGAGCUACUGCAGCAGCAAAAGAAGAAAUGCAAAAAUACCAAAACAUGCAGAGAGCAGCCAUCAUCCUUCAGGCAGCCUACAGAGGUCAGCAGGUCAGACAGGAAGUUGCUGGCCGGCAUCAGGCCGCCACCUUGAUCCAGUCUGUGUUCAGAAAACACAGGGAGGAAGUCAAAUUCCAGGCCAUGAGACUGUCCGCCAUCAUCAUCCAGAGACACUACCGCUCCCGUGUUCUUCAGAGGAGAGACACAGAACGCUUCCUGCGAGUGAGACGUUCUGCUGUUGUUCUUCAGGCAGCUUUCAGAGGUCAUCGUGUGCGACGCAGCAUCUCCAAGAUGCACAGGGCAGCAACUGUCAUUCAAACAAACUUCAGGAGACACAAACAGCAGUCAGCCUUCAGGAGACAACGCUGGGCAGCUUGUGUCUUACAGCAGAGGUUCAGAGCUCAGAGACAGAAAGACCUGGACGUCAAACAUUAUCAUGAGGUUAGAGAAGCUGUUAUUCAGCUACAAGCUGCUUUCCGUGGAAUGAAAUCCAGAAGAAUUGUCAAACAGAGGCAUCAGUCUGCCAGUGUUAUCCAGAGAGCUUACAGAGCCCACUGUGAACACAGGAAGUAUCUUACCUUAAAAUCCUCUGUGCUCGCUGUUCAGCGAAGGUAUCGAGCUACUGCAGCAGCAAAAGAAGAAAUGCAAAAAUACCAAAAAAUGCGAAGAGCAGCCAUCAUCCUUCAGGCAGCUUACAGAGGUCAGCAGGUCAGACAGGAAGUUGCUCGUUGGCAUCAGGCCGCUACUUUGGUUCAGUCUGUGUUCAGAAAGCACAGAGAGGAAGUCAAAUUCCAGGCCAUGCGACUGUCCGCCAUCAUCAUCCAGAGACACUACCGCUCCCUUGUUCUUCAGAGAAAAGAAAGAGAACACUUCCUGCGAGUGAGACGUUCUGCUGUUGUUCUUCAGGCAGCUUUCAGAGGUCAUCGUGUGCGACGCAGCAUCUCCAAGAUGCACAGGGCAGCAACUGUCAUUCAAGCAAACUUCAGGAGACACAAACAGCAGUCAGCCUUCAGGAGACAACGCUGGGCAGCUUGUGUCUUACAGCAGAGGUUCAGAGCUCAGAGACAGAAAGACCUGGACGUCAAACAUUAUCAUGAGGUUAGAGAAGCUGCCAUCCUGUUACAGGCUGCAUAUCGAGGAAUGAAAUUGAGGAGGAACAUCAAACAAAGACAUUGUUCUGCCAGUGUUAUCCAGAGAGCUUACAGAGCCCACUGUGAGCACAGGAAGUAUCUUACCUUAAAAUCCUCUGUGCUCGCCGUACAGCGAAGGUAUCGAGCUACUGUAGCUGCAAAAGAUCAAAUGCAUAGCUACCAAAACAUGCAGAGAGCAGCCAUCAUCCUUCAGGCAGCCUACAGAGGUCAGCAGGUCAGACAGGAAGUUGCUGGCUGGCAUCAGGCCGCCGCCUUGAUCCAGUCUGUGUUCAGAAAACACAGGGAGGAAGUCAAAUUCCAGGCCAUGAGACUGUCCGCCAUCAUCAUCCAGAGACACUACCGCUCCCGUGUUCUUCAGAGGAGAGACACAGAACGCUUCCUGCGAGUGAGACGUUCUGCUGUUGUUCUUCAGGCAGCUUUCAGAGGUCAUCGUGUGCGACGCAGCAUCUCCAAGAUGCACAGGGCAGCAACUGUCAUUCAAACAAACUUCAGGAGACACAAACAGCAGUCAGCCUUCAGGAGACAACGCUGGGCAGCUUGUGUCUUACAGCAGAGGUUCAGAGCUCAGAGGCAGAAAGACCUGGACGUCAAACAUUAUCAUGAGGUUAGAGAAGCUGUUAUUAAGCUACAAGCUGCUUACCGUGGAAUGAAAUCCAGAAGAAUCGUCAAACAGAGGCAUCAGUCUGCCAGUGUUAUCCAGAGAGCUUACAGAGCCCACUGUGAACACAAGCAGUAUCUGAAGUUUAAAUCCUCUGUUCUCACCAUUCAGCGAAAAUAUCAGGCAACCGUCACAGCUAAAGCACAAAGAACACGUUACCUGGAACUGCGCAGGGCAGCCAUCAUCCUUCAGGCAACUUUCAGAGGUCAGCAGGUCCGACAGGAAGUUGCUCGCCGGCAUCAGGCCGCCACAGUCAUUCAGUCUGUGUUCAGAAAGCACAGGGAGGAAGUCAAAUUCCAGGCCAUGAGACUGUCCGCCAUCAUCAUCCAAAGACACUACCGCUCCUGUGUUCUUCAGAGGAGAGACAGAGAAAUGUUCCUGAAAAAGAAACAAUCCACCAUUGUCCUCCAGGCUGCACUUAGAGGCUGGCGUGUCAGGAGGGAAAUUAGCCGACAAAAUCGAGCUGCCACCAUCCUCCAGUCGUGCUGGAGAGGUUUAAUGCAGAGGCGUAUCUUCGAGAGGAAGAGAGAGGCAGCUGUGACACUUCAGCGCAGGAUUCGGGCUGUGCAGCGAGGCAAAGAGGAGAGGAACCACUACAUCCGAACGAGGCGAGCUGCCAUCACACUUCAGAGACGCGGCAGAGCCUGGAUUGCAAGACGACAGGCACUGGAGGCGGCCAUGGCAGAGAGGAGGCUCCGUUUUACUUCGGCGGUCUUCCAUCAUCUCAGUGCCAUGAAGAUCCAACGAGCCCUGAGAGCUCACUGGGCUUUGGAGUCUGCUAAGAGACAAAUUCACUGUGUCGUCGCCGUACAGCGAUGGGUGAGAGCGACGCAGCAGAGGAGACGGUAUCUGGAGGACCGGAGGAAAGUGGUUACAGCCCAGCGAGCGAUCAGGUGCUGGUUGGCCCGUCGCCAUAGAGCUGCGUCCGUCAUCCAGCAGGCCGUCAGGAACUUCCUCCUUCUUAGGCGCCAGAGGAGGGUUCAGCAGGGGAUUGUCAAAGCUCAGGCUCUGUGGAGAGGACACCGCUCCCGCCGACUGAACGACAAUGCCAAGCUGGUGAAGUUGAGACACCGCCUGCGCCAAGUGUCCGCUGCCGUCAGAGAGGAGGACAAACUGUGCAACAAGACGUCGUCCGCACUCGACUACCUCCUGCGAUACAAACACUUCUCCUACAUCCUGGAGGCUCUGAAGAACCUGGAAACAGCCACCAGGCUGUCACCAGAGUGCUGCGAGCGGCUGGUGGAGAGCGGAGCCACCAACGUCAUCUUCACGCUCAUCCGCUGCUGCAACCGCAGCGUCCCCUGCAUGGACGUGAUCACCUUCUCCAUCCAGAUCCUCCUCAACCUCUCGAAGUACCACAAGACUAUCGAGGCAGUGUAUUCGGUGGAGAACUCCGUGGAGACGUUGCUGGACCUGCUGCAGAGAUAUCGGGAGAAGGCCGGAGAUAAAGUGGCUGAAAAGGGCGGCAGCAUCUUCACCAAGGCCUGUUUCCUUCUCGCUCUGCUGCUGCUAGACAAGCGCCGCACUGUGGAGGUUAUGAAGUUGCCCAAAGUGCUGGACAGGAUUCGCAGUAUUUACCGGCUCACUGCUCGCAAACACAAGAUGGACGCAGAAAGAACCGUUACCAAACAGAAGAUGAACGCGUCCGUCAACGGGAGCUUCUUUGUGCCAGCGACACCUCGUAAAUCCAAACCUGCGCCCAAGUUUGCACCGGACUGGGUCCUCAGGAAGGACAAACUCAAAGACAUCGCGGACCCUCUCAGAGCCAUUCACAUGGUGGCCGACGCACUGUCCAUUGUGUUGUAAAUAGAAAAACGUUCACAUUUUGAUUCAUCUCGUUUUUUAUUCCUUCAGAAAAUAUUGCUUUUAUGUUUUUCUUUUUACUGUUACAUUUCCAUGUGGUUGAUGUAUAUAUUAAAAUGGAUUUGUUUCUUAAA
This is a messenger RNA of Hippoglossus stenolepis (Pacific halibut), 10851 nucleotides long. RefSeq names its product assembly factor for spindle microtubules (gene aspm). The record is from RefSeq and is a predicted model, not a curated record. The transcript has 26 exons. The coding region runs from base 131 to 10720 and encodes 3529 amino acids. NCBI's taxonomy places the organism in Eukaryota, Metazoa, Chordata, Actinopteri, Pleuronectiformes, Pleuronectidae. Gene Ontology annotation, molecular function: protein binding.